Messenger RNA from Candidozyma duobushaemuli, 702 nucleotides. RefSeq names its product Med20p (gene MED20). Gene Ontology annotation, cellular component: mediator complex. Gene Ontology annotation, molecular function: transcription coregulator activity. The transcript is spliced from 2 exons. Gene Ontology annotation, biological process: regulation of transcription by RNA polymerase II. The record is from RefSeq and is a predicted model, not a curated record. The coding region runs from base 1 to 702 and encodes 233 amino acids. NCBI's taxonomy places the organism in Eukaryota, Fungi, Ascomycota, Pichiomycetes, Serinales, Metschnikowiaceae.
AUGGUAUCAGCUGUAUUAUUAGUGCAUAAGGCAACGCCGGGCACAAUCACUCAAUUCCACGACAUCCUCUCGAACAGACUUCCCACACUCAAAGGUAAAUGGAGCUUCACCUUCAAGAUCUUCAGGAAUAACAUCUAUUCCAUACCCCCAGAGCUUGCUGAAACCCACGAUUCGGCUCCUGAAUCACAAUUCUUGUACACCUGGUCCCCUUCAUAUUUGAACGAUUCCUGCGUCACUCUAAUAAACAAGAAGAAUGCCACAGUCAUGAGUCACAUAGUUCAGGAAGAACUUGGAUCUUCUGGAAACGCUGAAUUGGCUAUUCCUAAUGAUCACCUUCACAAAGGCGCUACGUCUGGUCUCAAUGAUUCGUUUGAUUUCUUGGUGGGCCACAGAAUGCAAAGUAUGUGGACUCAAAGACAAACGAUCAGAGGUGAUGGCGGGCAAAUUUAUGAACUAGAGAACGGAAAUGUCACUAUUAGAACCGCCAAUGUUUCACUUCACGGAAAUUUUCGGGGAUUCUUGAUUCAAAUUGAAGACGACCAUACAAAAUCUGAUACUACAGACCGGAAAGCAAUUAUCGAUGAACUCAUUAAAAAGUACGACAUUCCAUCCGGCAACCUUUGCUUCGAUGUUAUGGACCCAGCCCAAUUAGACAUCUAUGGGGAUUUGGCUCUUCAAUACGCUGAAAUCUUGAACUUCUAG